AUGAGGAAACCCGAGUUAUUUGGCAGGAUUUCCAAAUGGGCCAUACAGUUAGGGUGUUACGACAUCAGGUACGAACCUCGCAAAGCCAUCAAGUCGCAAACUAUGUCAGAUUUUGUGGCUGACUUCAGCCCAAGUAUCCAACACGAAGUCGACAAAGAGGUGAACAUGAUGUCAGAUGCUGGGAUCUCGUUGACAUGGACUCUGUACACCGACGGCUCCUCCAACAUAUGGGGGACAGGAUUGGGAAUUGUGCUAAAGUCUCCACAAGGGGACAUAAUAGUACAGUCUGUCUGUUGCGAGUUCAAGGCUACCAACAACAAAGCAAAAUACGAAGCUUUGAUUCUAGGAUUAUCAUUAGCACACGACAUGCAUAUUCGUCGACUUGAGGUACGUUGCGAUUCAUUAUUAAUUAUCAGUCAAAUAAACGGUUCAUAUGCAGCAAAAGACUCUAAGAUGCAGGCCUACCUUGAGGUAGCUAAAAGGCUCGUCAGCAAAUUCAACUCAUGUGCCCUACAACAGAUCUCAAGACACCAGAAUACCCAAGCCGACGCAUUAGCAAAUUUGGGCUCAAACAUCAAACCCACCAAACUCACCACAAUCCACCUUAUGUACCCAGCCAUCACAAAAGAAACCCUACCCAUCAGUGAGCGAACCCCACCAACUCAAAAUCCUACUCCCACAUACUGGCAUGACCCAUACAUACACUGGCUCAAACACUACACCAUCGCACCUGAAGUCACCCAUGACAGAUCCUUCCGUAUGAGAGCCUCCAGAUUCAUCCUGAUCCAUGGGGUCCUAUUCAGAAAGUCAGUUACAGGACCGUACCUUAGAUGUCUGGACCACGACGAGAUCGAGUUGAAGUUAAGAAACAUCCAUGGCGGCGAAUGCGGAAAUCAUUCGGGAGGACAAAGCCUGGCCCACAAAACGUUAACCAUGGGGUAUUUUUGGCCAACUAUGAAGAAAGAUGUAAUUUCCUUCGCCAAAAAGUGCGAUUCAUGUCAACAUUUUACGUCUAUCUCCCGUCAACCUUGUGAAGAACUUCGCCCUAUUUUAUCCCCCUGGCCCUUCAUGAAGUGGGGAAUGAUAUAG
Spinacia oleracea (spinach) is the source of this 1089-nucleotide messenger RNA. RefSeq lists its product as uncharacterized. NCBI's taxonomy places the organism in Eukaryota, Viridiplantae, Streptophyta, Magnoliopsida, Caryophyllales, Amaranthaceae. Gene Ontology annotation, molecular function: nucleic acid binding; RNA-DNA hybrid ribonuclease activity. The transcript has a single exon. Bases 1 to 1089 code for a protein of 362 amino acids. The record is from RefSeq and is a predicted model, not a curated record.